Parasteatoda tepidariorum (common house spider) is the source of this 704-nucleotide messenger RNA. The record is from RefSeq and is a predicted model, not a curated record. NCBI's taxonomy places the organism in Eukaryota, Metazoa, Arthropoda, Arachnida, Araneae, Theridiidae.
UGGGAAAUUGUGUUUACAUUUAGCAGACAACAAUUGUGGGAGUUUCGAUGUAACAAUUUUGUUUGAAAUCAUAUAUUUCAUUGUAGUUCAGUCAUUUACUUCAAUAAAUUACCUGAUGCAAAGAUGUCAAAAAAAUGGAAUUGUAUCGUCAUUACAUGUCCUACUCUAUCCUCAGUAAAAUCAACUGAAAAAGAGAUUACAUUUCUGAAACAGAAACAUAGAAUUGCUGAAUCCAUAUGUGUUUUGACCAUUGAAGAUCCUGCUAAAAACAUAGGUAGCGGGGCAGCUACUCUAAAUGCAUUGCUGGUUGCUACAGAAUAUCUGAGUGCUAAACAGAACUAUACAGUGAUCUCAUCAGAUGUUUUGCUUGAUGCUCACAUAUUAAUUUUGCAUAAUGGUAGAGAAAAUUUAUGGAGCUGUUCUGAAAAAGCAUUUAUACCUUUGCCUAUUGAAUACUCUUCUAAAUACUCUAAUGAAAGGUUCUAUGCUAAUGGAAUACAGAGUAAUUUAGAUGCUGCCAUUCUGUUCAUUGAAGAGUUAGCUAUUUCUUGUCCCCCUGGUGUUUGGGUUUGCAGUUCAGAUAUGAUGCUACUUUGCCACCAAAAGUUCAUAAAUUCUUGGGAAAAUGUUGGUGAUGUUGUUAUGUUUUGUGUUCCAUCUGAAAUAAGUUAUGCGACUGGACAUGGAGCUGUGUUAAUUGAUGA